AUGGCUAUUGUUUACGACAAGGAGCUCUUGGCUUGGUAUGUGAUCACUCUCAAGCUCCGAGGAACUGUGGAAUCUCGACUCCCCAAGAAAUCAACCUAUGGGGGUGAAAUCGUCUCCGCCUAUGAGCCGAGGCCUCCUGGGUCCGAGUGGGUCAUCUCCAUUGAAGAGAAGCUCGCGCAAGCCUGGGUCCCCCAGAUCGUCUCCCUCGGGCUGUACCACCAUGGUGAGGAGCACCUCCGCCAUCUGGAGCAGCACAAGUGGCGCUGCCUCCACCGCGUCCUCAAGCGCUCCGGUCAGGGGAUAGCCCUCUAUCUAGACUCGGUGAAGAAGGUCGAGUGGAGAGCUCGCGCCUGCUAUGAGGGAAGGAUAUCCAUGAGCCGCAACAAGUUUGUGGAGAUGAUGGUUCUCGACGGGUGCUUUGUGAUCGAGAUGUUCCUGGGGUUCGCUGAGGGAUUCGGGAAACUUGGCUACGCUUUCAAUGACCCUGUCUUCUCAAUGCAAGGAUCGAUACUCCAAAUCCAGCGGGACAUGAUCAUGCUCGAGAAUCAGAUCCUGCUAUUCAUGUGA
Eucalyptus grandis is the source of this 567-nucleotide messenger RNA. RefSeq names its product UPF0481 protein At3g47200-like. Bases 1 to 567 code for a protein of 188 amino acids. The transcript is spliced from 2 exons. The record is from RefSeq and is a predicted model, not a curated record. NCBI's taxonomy places the organism in Eukaryota, Viridiplantae, Streptophyta, Magnoliopsida, Myrtales, Myrtaceae.